Molecule: messenger RNA, 1445 nt
Organism: Syngnathus acus (greater pipefish)
Lineage: Eukaryota; Metazoa; Chordata; Actinopteri; Syngnathiformes; Syngnathidae
Gene: cxcr3.1
Product: chemokine (C-X-C motif) receptor 3, tandem duplicate 1
Exons: 3
Coding region: 88-1218 (376 amino acids)
Biological process (GO): G protein-coupled receptor signaling pathway; regulation of leukocyte migration; inflammatory response
Cellular component (GO): membrane
Molecular function (GO): C-X-C chemokine receptor activity
Source: RefSeq, a predicted model, not a curated record
UGUUCAAAUAACCACUUGACUUCCUCUCUUUUAGAGACACGCUCUUUAGCCAGCUAAUUGUGAGUCUUCGGCACAGUGUUAGCAACCAUGCCACAUGAUUUAAGCCUGAGUUCUCUUCUGGAACGCGGCCAAUCGCUUACCUUCGAGGGGAACUCGUCGCUCUUGGACAUCUUGCUGGACGGAUAUGAGUGGGACGGCAACGAGUCGUACGACAGUGCCAAGUCCUUCAACAGCGUGUGCGACCCCAACGAGGGCGGUCGGUUCAAGGCGGUCUUCAACACGGUCCUGUACUCGCUAGCCUUCGUGGUGGGCAUUCUGGGCAACGGGUUGCUUGUGGGAAUUCUGACGCGGAGCAGAAAGACACGCAGCGUGACGGACACCUUCAUUCUGCACCUGGCUGUGGCUGACGUCCUGCAGUUGUUCACGCUGCCCCUGUGGGCGGUACAGGACGGCCAAAGUUUGGGCUGGACCUUUGGCACGCCUCUAUGCAAGAUCACCGGGGCUGUUUUCACGAUCAACUGCCACUGUGGGAUCUUCCUUCUGGCAUGCAUCAGCCUGGACCGCUACCUGUCCAUUGUGCACGCCACCCAGAUGUACUCCCGCCGCAAACCGUGGAUCGUCCAGUCCAGCUGCCUGGCCGUCUGGCUCCUCUCGCUUCUGCUCUCCGUGCCCGACUUGAUCUUCCUGGAGGCGUUAAACGACUCAAGGCGAAAGAAAAGCCAGUGCGUGCGCAACUUGACUCAGUGGACACUGGGCUUGCGCCUCCUGGCCCACAUCGUCGGCUUCCUGCUACCGUCGCUGGUUCUGGUCUUCUGCUAUGCCAGCAUCCUGCGCCGGCUGCGUUGCGGCACGGGCGGCCUCCAGAAGCAGAAGGCCUUUCGGGUCAUCGUCGCCGCCGUGGCGCUCUUCUUCCUCUGCUGGACGCCAUACAACGUUGCCGUCAUGGUGCAAACGGCUUUUUUGGACAACAACGGCACCAGCUGUGCAUUCAGAACCUCUGUCCAGAUGGCCGUUGACAUCACCCCGAUUAUCGGCAACCUCCACUGCAGUCUCAACCCUGUCCUGUACGCCUUUGUGGGGGUCAAGUUCCGUCGUCAGCUCCUGGACCUCCUCGGACUGCUCAGCUCUAAGACAUCAACCAAAUUCCAGUCGGUGGGUGGCAGAAGAACCUCUGUUUGGUCUGAGUCUGCCGAAACCUCAGACUCCCUGGCGAUCUGAAACGCUCGUCUACAUCAGAACCAACGUCCCCACCAUAAUCUGAAAAUUGUUUCUUUAAGCUUUGGGCCUUGAGAUUUUGGAGCAGCUCCUUUUGUGCGCAUAAGUUUUCUUCUCAUAUCGCUUAGCUUUUUUGCUGAUUUAAAGUUCCACCACAUUUAUAGCACAAAAGGCAGCUGUAUGACACUGUGCCAUUAAAUGUAUGUGAAUAAACUUUUUUUCCCCACCCA